CAGGAUGGAUGUCCUUCAAAUUCAGGAAGAGCAAAUAGGAAGAAACCGGUGUGGAAGGAAGUUACCAAGAAUGCUACCUACCUGCCAUUGGACUGGAUGAAUUGGCAUCUGAAGAAAGACAGGCCUGGAUUUUGGUUUGCCCGAAAACUGGAGCUCGUGUGUUCAGUGUCCUUUGAUUAUGUCAAUCCAUUCUGUGGGAAAUACUCUAAUGCACAGUACUGUAACCCAGGCUGACUUUUACAGCCAAGGUCACAUUGUAGGGAAUUCUAUAAAAGUUGCUCCCUCCAGAAAAUUAUUUCUGAGCGUUUGCCUUCACUCACUGCUUGAAACAGAGCCAGACUGCGUAGCGACCAUAACUUCAAGGGCUGGAAGUUAACCCCAAAAGGUGUUGCUAUGGGAUGAUCCUUUGUUUAGGAUAAAAAACCCCAGACUCUUUGGUUACUUUUAAAGUUGGACUCUUAACAGCGUUGACUUUGGUGUUCCGUUUUGAGAGCGCGCUGACUGUGAAUGCUCCCAUACACAACACCUGUGUGGCCUGAAGUGAUGGAAACCAUGCCUUGAGAGUAGCUGCAACGAACGCAUAGCCAUGACGGAACCCCACCGGGUCCAACUCACCUCCUUGUCAGGCCCACUCACUACCACUUUGCUGAAAAAACCUCGGUGGGAGGAUGUCGCCAACCCAGAGCAUCCUCCAGAAUCUGAACCUGCAGCUGCAGCCGUCCGCAUCGCCCUCUCCCUUUUUGAGCCAGAUCACAAGCGCUGCCCGGAAUUCUUUUACCCAGAACUGCUGAAGAUGACGCGAGGCAAAGCGAAAAGCAAUUCUGCGGGAGAAAAGAAAAAAGACUUUGCUGACCCCUUCAAUGAUGAAGAAAAGGAGAAGCACAAAGCAGAAGCCCUUACCAGGAAGUUUGAAGAGAAAUAUGGUGGGAAGAAGCGCCGGAAAGACCGUUUUCAGGAUUUGAUUGACAUGGGGCAAGGAUAUGAUGAAUCAGAUUCUUUCAUUGAUAAUUCUGAAGCCUAUGAUGAGCUUGUCCCAGCGUCUCUAACAACCAAGUAUGGAGGCUUCUACAUCAACUCUGGAACUCUGCAGUUCCGACAGGCUUCCGAAUCGGAGGAUGACUAUAUCAAGGAGAAAAAGAAGAAGUCUCCGAAGAAGCGGAAAUUGAAAGAGGGUGGUGAGAAGGUGAAGAAAAAGAAGAAAGAUGACAAUUACGAGAAAGAGAAGAAAUCUAAAAAAUCUAAGUUUUCUAAAACUGGUUUCACAGCUCUGAACGCCAGCAAAGAAAAGAAGAAGAAGAAAUACUCGGGGGCCUUGAGCGUCAAGGAGAUGCUGAAGAAAUUCCAGAGGGAAAAGGACGCCAAGAAGCAGAGGGACGAUGAACCCAAGCUGAGCAUUCCCUCUCUGGCUGAAAUCCCAGCUCAGCGGGAAGCAGAGAUCGUGCCCGACCCUCUUCUCUCUCUCUUCGGCCACGCGAGCGACAACGAACUGCUCCAGGCGGCCACAGCCAUGGACUCCUUGACUGACCUUGACCUGGAACAGCUUCUGAGCGAAUCUCCAGAGGAGAGCCCUUUCCUGGAGAUGGAGAACGGGAGCGAUCCCCUAGGAGCGGGCCUGGAACCCGACCUGAAACAGCCUCCCUCCCUUCCUGAUGGACUUCCGGAACCACUGGUGAAGCGCGUUGAGGAGCUCACUCAGACUGCCAGAGCUGCAGAGAGGGAAGGCAAACACAAGUUCUUCAACCAAGACAUGAACAGCAUCCUACUGGAUAUAGAGUUGCAAACCCGGGAGCUGAACAGCCAAAUGCGAUCGGGGGUCUAUGCACAUCUGGCCUCCUUCUUGCCUUGCAACAAAGAUACCCUGGUCAAGCGGGCCCGGCGACUGUACCUGUAUGAACAGGGGGGUCGGCUGAAGGAGCCACUUCAGAAGCUGAAAGAGGCCAUUGGCAGAGCAAUGCCCGAGCAGAUGGUCAAAUACCAGGAAGAAUGCCAAGCACACACCCAGGCCAAGUUUGCCAAGAUGCUGGAAGAGGAGAAGGACAAGGAGCAAAAAGACCGGAUUUGUUCCGAGGAUGAGGACGACGAUGAUAAAGGAGGGAAGAGGAUCAUGGGACCUCGGAAGAAGUUUCAGUGGAAUAAUGAAAUCAGGGAUUUGCUUUGCCAAGGGGUGAAGAUCAAACUGGACGGGUAUGACCUGGAGAAGAACAAAGCUCUGUCCAUGGAAGACUACAUAAAAACAUUCCUAGACACCGAAGUCAAACCUCUUUGGCCAAAGGGCUGGAUGCAGGCCAGGACAUUGUUCAAAGAGACCAGAAAAGUGCACAGUCAUCUCACUUCAAUCCCAACCAAAAAAAAAGUGAUGAUUCCUCCAAAGGUAAAAGGAAAGGAGCCUUUUGGCAAACCGGAGAAGAAGCUUCCCCUCCCCGUCCCGUUGAUCCACCCCAGCGGUGCAGUUUCUCUGUCUCCAGAUUCCCAGGGAGUUGUCGUCGGCCUCAGCCCUCAGACUAGGGAACUGUUGGCUAUGAGUUCCAAUCCAGUCACCAGCACCAUGGCUGCUCCUCCUCCUCCUCCUCCUCCUUUCAGCCUGGACGAUUCUCUCGACGAGGACUUGAUCCAUCACACGACUUCCUCUUUGGAAGCUGUCUCCAAGGAACUGGCUGCGCUCAACAGCCGAACAGGAGGCAACAGCCCUGACUUCACCGUCUCUCCGGCUCUGAAGGCGCCUGCGGAGAAGCCCUCCAGUCAGAGCAGCUUGGAAGAGAAGAGGGUCUUCCCCAAAUCGGCUCCCGCCCCUGCCCAUUCAGCUGUUGGGGGCUCCGUGCAGUCUCCACUCAACUUCUUGGCCGAACAGGCUUUGGCGCUGGGCCAGUCUCCCCAAGAGAAGAAAGCUGAGGGCCCCACGUACAAAGAGCUCCCUUGCCAGAGCCCUCCUUCCAAGCACUUGGACGCCCACCAGGUGGCCAAGCCGAAACACCACAGCCUGCCCCGUGCGUUGCAGGGCCCUCAGACCUCAACCCCGGUGCAGACCCCCCAAGUCAAAGUGUUUCCUCUGGUUACUCAGCAGCAGAAAAGCUUCCCCCCUUCCCCGCCUUUUGUCAAGCUGCAGAACCCCAAGAUUGUCUCCCCGCUGGCUCAGCGCCCUCUCCUCCAACAGCAAGCCAAGGCCCCCGCCAAGGCCCCCGGCUUCCAUUCUUCCUCUUCUUCCUCCUCCUGCUCCUCCUCUUCAACCAUCUCUCCCAAGACCCCCAACUCUUUGGUGUCUCUGAGUUUCGCCGGGAAGCACCCAAGUAGCCCUAGUUCCUCAGGGCAGUCUUUCAAGUCGCCCUUUGUGGCCCUGUCCAGGCACGUGGCGGCUUCUACCGGAAGCGUAUCGUCCGGCAUUGCCUCAACUCAGAGCUCCCCUUCGGGCAGCAUCCUGCCGGGCGCCUGUGUCCCUUCCUCUGGCCAGGCUCCCAGUCGCUCGUCGCCCGGUUCCCUGGUGAAGAAAACCCUCGUCCCUCAAAAGCUGACUUUGGUGGCUCCGCCGGGGGGUCCCAACGUCAGCUCCAGCGGAGGAACGCAAGGAGUGGCCAAGUUGUUGACAUCUUCCCUGAAACCUGCCAUGAUCAGCAGCUCCACACCCUCUACCUCUGGGCCGAAAGGACCCGGUGGAGCAGUCCUGCUGACCAGUUCGUCUUCCUUGAACGUCCUGUCUCCUUCCUACAAACCCAACAGCCCAAAGCUGCCCACAGCACUAAGCUCUACUCCACUGGGGAUUAUAUCGCCGAUCCAUUCCUUCCCUCUCCACGUGAUUUCCUACAGCUCUGACUCUUCCGCCAAAGCUGGGGUGUCAAAGGAUGUGAUAGUCACAGGACCGGCCCCAGGAACAUUCCAUCACGGUGUUGGCCAUAGUCUUCUGGCUGGAUUGUCCUCCAGCCUCCAUCAGGCAGCGCCGCCUGCCCAUUUAUCCCACAGCUUGCCAGAUAGCUCUCAGCUACACAGCAAAGGGCCCAAUGUGCAACCGCGGAAAUUGUGACAAUUCUGAAGA
Messenger RNA from Protobothrops mucrosquamatus (brown spotted pit viper), 4024 nucleotides. It is a transcript of the gene UBN1, whose product is annotated as ubinuclein 1. The record is from RefSeq and is a predicted model, not a curated record. The transcript is spliced from 18 exons. Lineage: Eukaryota; Metazoa; Chordata; Lepidosauria; Squamata; Viperidae. Gene Ontology annotation, cellular component: nucleus. The coding region runs from base 587 to 4012 and encodes 1141 amino acids.